AUGCACCAAUUAUCUAAAUUACCAUUUGAAACAUUUUCAAUUUUACUUAAAGAUUCAUCAAAUGAUUUAUUAGAUGAAAUUUUACAUUCAAGUAUUCUACUUUUAUUACUUUCAUGUUUAUCAUCAAUAACACAUCAUCCAGAUCGGAAACAAAAAGAUUUAAUAUCUACAUCAUUAUCUAUUCCAUCAACAACAACAACAACAAUAAAUAAUACAGCAAUACUUAGGGUUGACCAAAAGUUCGUAGAACGGUAUUGA
This is a messenger RNA of Rotaria sordida, 258 nucleotides long. The record is from the annotation of a GenBank genome assembly. Lineage: Eukaryota; Metazoa; Rotifera; Eurotatoria; Philodinida; Philodinidae.